This is a messenger RNA of Oncorhynchus nerka (sockeye salmon), 662 nucleotides long. RefSeq names its product cytochrome c oxidase subunit 5A, mitochondrial-like. Gene Ontology annotation, cellular component: mitochondrial inner membrane. NCBI's taxonomy places the organism in Eukaryota, Metazoa, Chordata, Actinopteri, Salmoniformes, Salmonidae. Gene Ontology annotation, molecular function: nucleic acid binding. Gene Ontology annotation, biological process: mitochondrial electron transport, cytochrome c to oxygen. The transcript is spliced from 5 exons. The record is from RefSeq and is a predicted model, not a curated record. The coding region runs from base 14 to 511 and encodes 165 amino acids.
AGUACUGCAUCAGAUGACCUGGCCUCCACAAUCACCUGACCUCAACCCAAUUGAGAUGGUUUCGGAUGAGUUGGACCACAGAGUGAAGGAAAAGCAGCCAACAAGUGCUCAGCAUAUGUGGGAACUCCUUCAAGACUGUAGGAAACACAUUUCAGCUCCCCUGGCCAAGAGGUGUUACUCACAUGGUGGGAAGCAGGAGACGGACGAGGAGUUUGACGCCCGCUGGGUUAACUAUUUUAACAAGGCAGAUAUUGAUGCGUGGGAGCUGAGGAAAGGGAUGAACACGCUGAUUGGAUACGACCUGGUACCUGAGCCAAAGAUCCUGGACGCUGCGCUCCGAGCCUGUCGCGGGUUAGACGACCUGGCUAGUGCCAUUCGCAUCCUGGAGGCUGUCAAGGACAAAUCUGGCCCCCACAAAGACAUCUACCCAUACCUAAUUCAGGAGCUGCGGCCAACACUAGAUGAGCUUGGUAUCUCCACACCCGAAGAGCUUGGCAUGGACAAAUUAUAAAUGGGUUUUCUCAGGACUGCUGUUGAUGUCUCUGGGAACCUUAUACUUAGUCUUUGCCUCCUUGUAUAAAUAUGUGUGUGAUAUUUAAUUUGGGCCUUUUGUUUGUAAAAUAUUGAUGAACCCAAUAAAGAAAAUAUAUCUAUUGAAUGUG